UUGGCCACGCCCCCGCGUGGGGGGGGUCUCCCUUUGUCACGUGACCGGGGACGUGGCUGCCGUGCCGGGGGGGCGAUGCCCAGUCGGAAGCGGAAGCGAUUUUGGGAUGCAGAAUGCACACCCUUCCCAGAUGAGACACCCCUACUGCUGAAAAAAUCAAAUGUCAGGACAUCAGGGGCUGCUACUUCAAUUUCCAAUGCAUGGCUUAGGUGUGGUGAUGGUUUUCAGAGCACUUCAGUGCUGGAGUCUCUGAGACCUACUGAUAAGAAAUCCAGGAUUAGGAAGCACCUUGGACCGCUGUUAACAUCUGCUGAAAGUGCAGCAGGAUCCGUUGCUGCUGAAAGCUCUAAGGAGGCUGAGGACAUAACAUGGACCUCUAGUGGCAGUGAUUUUUCAGACUGUGAAAAUAAAACAUUGAUUCCAAGGCUACACAACAAAAAAAGUCAUGGUUCCAGAACAGAGGAAUCACCUAGCAGACCUGAUUUAUUGUUAGAGGACAGUAGUAGUGAAGAGGAGUUGGAAUUCAUUGACUGGGGGAAGGAUAGUGAUUCCACUGAUAAGUGUGAUGGAUCAGAAAAAGAUGACGGCUCACUGGAGAUAUCGGACUCAGACUCUUGCACCGAUCUUAAUUCUCUGCCUGUCAAAGAGGAGAAUGAUGAGCUUUGUAAGUGUGGAUUUCAACACAUUUUUGUGCGGGUGCCAAGAACACUGUGUUCUGUUAAGUCACAGGGUGACGUAGGGUGCUGGCUGGCCGCCAACCUGGGUCAAGUUCAUUCAAAUAAGUUUCAGUGGCAGGUCUUGCUGCCUAAGCCCUGCCAGUUCUGCCUUUGCAUGACAACUUCAGUGGAAAUUUCUGAGUAUUCAUCCGAUAAUGACAGUGUGGAAGAAGGAGAAACAGGGCUGGUGACCGCUACUCCAGGAUCCACCAAGAGAUUAUGGUCGAGGUCAGGAGAGGACACAGAUGGUGUUACAGCACAACCAGCCAGCGAGUGGCUGAGGUCUGCGCAGGCCCUUCUCCACACCCCAGGAAAGCAGGCAGGCAAGGCCCCCCGAGCCCCCACCGAGUCCGCAAAGAAGAGGAAGCUGCUGAGGGGCGGGCUAGCUGAGAGGUUAUGUCGACUGCAGAACAGAGAAAGAUCUGCCAUUAGCUUUUGGAGGCAUCAGUGUACUUCAGAUACUAAAAUCUCCUCAGAUAAAUCUGGUGUCCUAAUUGUGAAGAUAUUGGAAAUGUUUGAGGAGUGUACAAUACAAGUUGCCAUCUGCCAGCAACUGCAACAGACUCCUGCUACGCUUUCAUCUGAGGAUGCUGUCAUCAAUGCAGGAGAACCAAUACUCAAAGUCCUCUUUGUGAGAGAGACAGCAGCCCACCUGAAGAGCAGGCCACAGGAUGUCAUCCACAUCUACCCUCCAUGGCAAAAACUGCUUCUCAAAAAUGCAGAUGUUCCUGUUAUAAUGAAUACGUAUUUUAGUCAGAAGGUGCUACUCAGUGAACAUUCAGAAGCAGGAGAGAAGACAUACAGCCUUACAAAUAUGGUUAUUAGGAAGAAUAUUAUAUCUUUGGCACAGACAUUCAGACUAGACGACCUUGAUGAUGAGUUACACCAGGCAGAUAAUCAGGUUGCUUGUACUCCACAAAUCCACAACAACUGCGAUUCCAAACAGGAUUGCUUAGCACUGAAUGCUGUUAAUGAUUCUCUGCUUGAAAUGGUGGAAAGCCAGGGAGCAGUGGGAUGGAGAGAAGUGCAGGUGAGAGUCGUUAUCCAAAGGGUGUACUGUUUGCCUGCAAGAGAAGGUUACGGAAGCCACGUUCAAGGAAACAAGCCUCUUUGUGCAACAUCAGUCACAAAUUCGGAUCUACCCAAUGUUAGGUUAUGCCUCCUUGUCCAGGAUGCCUAUGGUAUGUUCAGUGAAGUGCAGCUACAGUCCCUGAGUUCUGCAGGUGACGUUGAGCAGUAUUGCAGGAGAUGGGAAGGAAAAUUCUGCUGCCUAGCUGGAAUGAAAAUCUUGCAAAGAACCACAAGAGGAAGGGCAUUGGGACUUUUUAGUCUAAUAGACAGUCUGUGGCCUCCAGUAGUGCCUGUAAAAGUUCCUGGACAAAGUCAAGGCUCUGAAAUGAUGACAACUGAACUUCCUCCUCCCAGCUUCUGUUAUAUUCUUACUGUUCAGUCUGGUGAAAUACAUGUGGAAGUGGACGAGGAAGAACAGAUUUCUAAUUUGUACCAGCCACCAGUUGUUCAUGGGCUACAGGAAAUUCUUCAGAUGGAUGGUUGUAAUGAACGUUGCAGCUUUUGGGCGCAAGUGCUGUAUCUGAGGCUGCAGACAAAACAUAGUGUUCCUUUAAAUCAAAGAGAGAUCUGGUUGUUUGUGACAGACUCCACAUUGCAAAAUGUGGCUCAUAUGAUUCCAAAAGUUGUUGCCGUGUCAGUCGCUGCAUCGUGUGUUCUCAGUGCAGAAAUCACAGAAGCCCUCAGUGUUGCCUCGCAACGCGUCUUCUUCAAGGAUGCACUGUGGGGAAAUGGUAGGAUUAUUUGUGUUGAACGUACUGUUCUCUUAUUACAAAAGCCUCUUUUGUACUCGGCUGCCGGUGCUGACCUCAGUGAGCUGACUGGCCCUGUCAGACUUGAUGAGCUGGAUUCUACAACACAGGCCAACUCCAUUUGUGCUGUAAGAGGUACUGUUGUUGGAGUAAAUGAGAGGACUGCUUUCUCCUGGCCUACAUGUGACAGAUGUAGCAAUGGAAAGUUGGAACUGUGUCCCCAGGACAGAAGAUUGUUAUAUUGCAACCAGUGCUCCGAUGUUGUCACUUCACCGGUUUUGAAAAUGCAGCUGGAAGUCUUCUUGAGUUGUCCAUCCCGAUCUCAAAGUACACUAAAAGUAAAGCUGUUACAAAAGACAAUCUCUUCUCUCCUGAUGUCCUCCACCAGUGACGAUGGGAGUUAUGAGGUGCAGAGCGUGCUGGGAAAGGAGGUGGGGUUAUUGAACUGCUACGUCCACUCUGUAACCAGCCACCCCAACUGUGUUGGACUGGAGGAAAUAGUUCUUCUGGAAGCAGCAGCAAGACACUGAGCUGGACUCUAGUCAGCUGCUAUAGUAUCUGUGGACUUUGUAAUGCGGUUAUCUGUUAACUAGUGCUACAGAUAAUGUGUAAUGCAAGUGUGAUAAGUAUUGAGGCAGUUUAUUAAAACUGAUUUACAAAGCACAUUGUGUUAUCGCUGAAAAAAUCAGUUUAAAAAAAUCUGUUCAAUUUUCUGAACUCUUUUUUGGAUCAGUUCAGAAUUUAAAAACUACAGUUCUUUGGCACGUUUGCCGUUUAUAUACGUAAAACAACUUGUUCUGAAAGUUUUGAAUAGUGAUUUUUUUUAUAAUACCGUAUUUAUUAUGUUUCGAUGGACAAUAUUUUACUGAUAUUUUUGAAAUAAAUACCUUGCUACAGGCAGUGAACAUUGGUCUAAGCUGAGUUUUAUCAGCAGAUUCCAGAUGUACCGCUGGCUGCAAUACACUGUGUUGCACGUGAAUUCUGAGUUGUAAUGUUUGUUAGCACCUUGCAAUAAAUGUUGUAAAGACACAAUAAAUGUUGUAAAGACAGAGA
Messenger RNA from Cuculus canorus (common cuckoo), 3589 nucleotides. RefSeq names its product scaffold protein involved in DNA repair (gene SPIDR). Lineage: Eukaryota; Metazoa; Chordata; Aves; Cuculiformes; Cuculidae. The coding region runs from base 76 to 3066 and encodes 996 amino acids. The record is from RefSeq and is a predicted model, not a curated record. The transcript is spliced from 21 exons. Gene Ontology annotation, cellular component: nucleoplasm; nuclear chromosome. Gene Ontology annotation, biological process: double-strand break repair via homologous recombination; regulation of establishment of protein localization to chromosome.